Sclerotinia sclerotiorum 1980 UF-70 is the source of this 195-nucleotide messenger RNA. RefSeq lists its product as hypothetical. The transcript has a single exon. NCBI's taxonomy places the organism in Eukaryota, Fungi, Ascomycota, Leotiomycetes, Helotiales, Sclerotiniaceae. Bases 1 to 195 code for a protein of 64 amino acids. Gene Ontology annotation, molecular function: RNA binding. The record is from RefSeq and is a predicted model, not a curated record.
AUGGCAGAGACUGUACAGGCUGCGAAUAAGAUUAUUGAGCAAGGACAUGUCAGAGUGGGCACAGAGACGAUCACGGAUACGGCAUUUCUAGUUACGAGAAGUAUGGAAGAUUUCGUUACCUGGGUGGAUGGUUCGAAGAUCAAGCGAAACAUCUUGAAAUAUAGAGAGAAGUUGGAUGAUUUCGAUUUACUGUGA